This is a messenger RNA of Xylona heveae TC161, 1045 nucleotides long. RefSeq lists its product as hypothetical. NCBI's taxonomy places the organism in Eukaryota, Fungi, Ascomycota, Xylonomycetes, Xylonales, Xylonaceae. The record is from RefSeq and is a predicted model, not a curated record. The transcript has 3 exons. The coding region runs from base 159 to 797 and encodes 212 amino acids.
UUCUUGCCAUACUGUAGCCACGCGAGCUUGGUUCACGACCGGACUCGCGCCGUUGAACAGACGCCUCUCCUCCCGUUCCUCCUCAACGCCCGAAUACUCCCGUCGAGGAGCCUGUCGUUCUUGAGCUUGCCAAGCAGAUUCAGCUGGUCGAACACAAAAUGUUGAAGUCCAAGAAUAUUCAGAAGCUGCUUUCGCAGAAUACUUGCCCUCUCUAUCCUGAGAUCUUCAUCCUUACUCCUUCUGGUAUUCUCGUGGGCAAUUCUACCCCGGCCAAUGUCAAGACUCUCCGGGACCACGCCGCUCUGGCCUCCACCAUUUGGAACCAGUAUGCGACUGCCGCUUUGAACGGAAGCUUUCACAACGCUCUUCAACCUGCCGAGAGGGCUACUGCCUCUCAGGACAGGACCCUGGAGACCCUCUGCGUCGAGACUACCGAAAUGAACAUUUGCGUCCGCCAAAUCAUGCCCCAGCUUCUGCUCUGCCUCAUGGGCCCUCGCUACAAGCCCGGCAUGCCUAUUCCCACCACUCACGCCAGCCGCGGUGAAGCGUCUGGAGCGAAUGCUGGAGCGUCUUCCUCCUCUGGCGCCUCCGCUACUAGUCCCGAAGCGAGUGCCGCCGACUCCCACGCUGCUGUUCGCACCGAGGUGACCGCCCAAGGCCUCUCACCCGAAGCCUCGGCUCAGCGCCAGGACGACCUCAAGCAGGGAAGCAUGCACAUUGUCAAGUGCAAGGCUGAAGCUCUCGCCAAAUAUCUCGCCGAGAAGUUGGAAGGCUUCACCAUGCCUCCUGACGUCUAAAGCAGGACAUGACAUGACAUAAUAGCCUUUUUUUAAACGCUGAUGUCCGCAAGCUCCAGUCUGUUGUCUCGUCUUGCUCUCAUACGCGGAGUACUAGACCCUGCUGGAUUCCUGCUCACGAGCAGCCUUUAUUGUUUUUCUAUCCUCGAUAUCUUAACGAACGUGACGCAGUAAUGAUCUCUUCGCUCAUGUUCGCUUUCGAUUCUUUGCUUGCACGUUGUUUUUCCAUGGUUGCGACAACAGACCAG